CCCACUUGUGGUCUAAUUGAGUGUCCAGCAGCAGGUGGAUGAAGUCCUUGGCUAAGUGCAUCUGACAAUGACUUCUUUUGUCAGCUUGGGUUGCAGCCUCUGCCUUCUUCUAGGUUGCAGCUUUUCAGUGGGCCUGGAGGUCAAAGUGGGGUCGGAUGUUACCCUAAUGUGCGUAUACAACGCUGGGUACUAUGGCAAGCUGUCAAUGUGCUGGGGACGAGGGCCGAUCCCGAACAGAGGCUGUGCAAAUCAACUCAUCCAGACCGAUGGAACAACGGUGACCAGCAGACAAUCUGAGCGUUACCUGCUUAUGGGUAACAUCGGCGAGGGCGACGUGUCGCUGACCAUCAGACAGGUUGAAGAGAGUGACACGGGGACAUAUGGCUGCCGUGUGGAAGUCCCAGGCUGGUUCAACGAUCGCAAACAUCAGAUCACCCUGACGGUGGUACCAGCGCGCCCUGAUGCUCUCAUGGUGAAAAUGCAGGAGGUGGGGAAAAGGAGUCUGACUGUCGGCUGGUCUCACGUGUUUGACGGGGGAAGGCUCAUCACGUCAUACAGGAUCGACAUCAAGAAUGAAGAUGAUCCGUGGGAUGCUGCAGUGACGACUGAGGUGUCCAAUCCAAACCUAACACGGGUCACUCUGGUGGACCUACACCCUGCUAGAAACUACAACCUCCGCAUGUUUGCCAUCAACAGUGUAGGCAUGAGUGAGCCGAGUAACGUUCUUAAAGUCACCACCAAAGAAGCAGCACCGGACGGUCCACCCUUGGACAUGCAACUCCUUGCUCUCUCGUCUACAAGCAUUAGAGUCGCUUGGAAGCCUCCGAGCGCUGACCUGAGAAAUGGGGUUCUGCAAAGUUACAGCGUCAGCUACAGAGAGUACGACCCUGCAAGCCGACAAUUAAAAAGGUGGCAAAACCAACGUGUCGGGGCCACACGGGAACAGGAGAGCCUCAUCCUGACUGGACUGAAGCCUUCCACCAAGUACGGAGUGAUCAUACAGGCCUUGACCAACGCGGGAAUUGGACCCGCCUCAACUCUACCCUUCUUUUCCACGCUAGAUGAGGUUGUCCAAACUUCAACUCAAGCAACAAUCAACACACCCUUCACUGUCAUAUGGAGCAUUGAAGAUACCACCAGGUUGAUCCCAGAUCACACAACUUCCGUGACAGAUGUGGUUCGUGCCAGCACAACAUGGGAACAAAGCUCUACAAGUUUGUCUUCAGAGUCUCCAGAUCCCCCUGUUGUUGAGUUAAAAGAGGUCCGAGACAAUGCAGUUUCUCUUUCCUGGACUGCUGGGUUUAAAGGAGGCGCCCCCAUUACCGGAUAUUUUCUUGAGUAUAAAGCAGUGAAUGGCUCAUGGGACUUUAAAAAGACCGUAGUAGACUUCAGCCCCAACCAGACAGAGGCCACCAUCAUCGAGAUAAAUCCCUCCAUGUACAACAUCCGCAUGUUUGCCACAAACAGUCAUGGCACCAGUAAAGCCAGCAAUAUCCUUACCUUUACAACUGGAGAGAAAGGUCCUCAAAAGGAUGCCGUCGCUACGGUUACAUCGAUUGACACUCAUGCUGCAACAAGCACGGUGGAUGAGGCUCGGAGUGGUCACCUCGUUGCCAUCGUUGUUCCGGUUGUGCUGGUGAUGCUGUUCAUCGUUGCCAUAGUAACUGUGUGGCAACUGCGACGGCUCAAGGGGAAAAAAGGAAACAUCAACAUGUGGCUGAGCAACGGAGCGAUACUUUACAGAAGCUCUGACUCCAUGCAGGAGCUGUGAGGUCCUGUAUCUUUACGGGACAAUAAAAAGGCGUAAAAAGAGCAACGUACUAAACUAACAUCCAGUUUGACAGCUAAAAACGAUAAAAAGUCUGACAUGACUUUACACUCAUGUCCUUAAACAAACCCAAAAACGUUGUGUAAAUGGUAAAUAAAAAGAGAAUACAA
Molecule: messenger RNA, 1938 nt
Organism: Nerophis lumbriciformis (worm pipefish)
Lineage: Eukaryota; Metazoa; Chordata; Actinopteri; Syngnathiformes; Syngnathidae
Biological process (GO): apoptotic cell clearance; cytoskeletal rearrangement involved in phagocytosis, engulfment
Molecular function (GO): phosphatidylserine binding; protein binding
Source: RefSeq, a predicted model, not a curated record